Messenger RNA from Pygoscelis adeliae (Adelie penguin), 635 nucleotides. RefSeq names its product C-type lectin domain family 4 member A-like. The record is from RefSeq and is a predicted model, not a curated record. NCBI's taxonomy places the organism in Eukaryota, Metazoa, Chordata, Aves, Sphenisciformes, Spheniscidae. The transcript has 7 exons. The coding region runs from base 57 to 635 and encodes 192 amino acids.
CCCACCUUUUACAUAGCAAAACUAAGGACAGGGAUCAGUGGUCACCCUGUGAUUAAAUGGCAUCAGAAAUCACCUACGCUGAGGUGAAGUUCAAGAACGCAUCACCAGCUGCAGUGGUUGAAGUACCUCCUGAGACGAAGAAGCAUGAGCAUCAUCCCCAGAAAUACCCGCCUUGGCUCCCGUGGCUGAUCUCACUGCUGCUCCUCUUGGUGUGCAUUGCCAUCAUUAUUGCUCUCCUUGUCGCUCCCUGCUCCCAUAGUGGUGACCAGCCCACAGCCCUGCGGCAGAGAUUCACGGAGUGGCGGUGCGUCUCGGCAGUGCCGCGAGGCAAAGGGCAAGACUGGACGUGCUGCCCAAAUGGCUGGAAACGCUUUCAAAAGAGCUGCUAUUACGUGUCAGACGACAAGAUGCCCUGGGCUGAGAGUGUGCAGAACUGCACUGGGAUGGGCUCCCACCUGGUGGUGAUCAACAGCAAAGCAGAGCAGGUUUUCCUCACUAACGAGCUACGACAAUCUCGAAUAGGAACGAAUUACUACAUUGGUCUGCGUGCACAGGUGGUGGGCCACUGGCAGUGGGUGGACCAGACUCCGUUUAAUGAGAUGGCAGCGUUCUGGCGGACAGGGGAACCAAGAUGA